This is a messenger RNA of Canis lupus familiaris (dog), 3446 nucleotides long. It is a transcript of the gene NOM1, whose product is annotated as nucleolar protein with MIF4G domain 1. The record is from RefSeq and is a predicted model, not a curated record. Lineage: Eukaryota; Metazoa; Chordata; Mammalia; Carnivora; Canidae. The coding region runs from base 11 to 2605 and encodes 864 amino acids. Gene Ontology annotation, cellular component: nucleolus. Gene Ontology annotation, biological process: ribosomal small subunit biogenesis. Gene Ontology annotation, molecular function: protein binding; RNA binding. The transcript is spliced from 11 exons.
AUCCAGGAACAUGGCGGCGUCCACGAGCGCGGGAGUGACGCGCCGGCGCGGGCGCUGGGGGCGCGGACCCUGUAGGCAGCGCGGACGCGGGGUACGCCGCGGGCCGGGGGUCGGCACCGAGGGAGCUCUGAAGCGGCUAAAGCUAGCGGUGGAGGAGUUUGUGCAGGCGGCCUCCGAGGGGGAGACCCCCGGCGGCCGCGCGGGGCCCCGGACGGAGGGCCGCGUGCGCCCGGGCGAGAGGAAAAGCCGCAGGGAGCUGAGGAAGGAGAAGCGGCACCUGAAGAAGGCGCGGCGGCUGCAGAGGUCUGCGGGCCCAGUGGGCGGCGGCGGCGGAGGAGCCGGGGCCGCGGGGGACCUGCGGGUGGAGGAGGCGGCGGAGGAAGGCGCCUGGCCGCCCCCUGCUCGGGCCCCGCCUCCGUCGAAGGGGCUGCGACCGCCCCGGGCCCGGGACCCCCGGGCGCGCCCCGAGGCCAGGGCCCCCCCCGCGGGGACCAGGCCCCCCGCAGCCGCAGCCGCAGCCACUGCCGCCGCUCGGAAACGGGCUCUUCUGGCGGCCAACGAGGAGGAGGACCGGGAGAUCCGAAAGCUGGAGCGGUGCCUCGGCUUGAACAAGCGCAAAAGGAAGGGCGACGGCAGCUCCGUGCCGCUGAGCUUUGCCCGCGAUGGGCUCGACUACAUCCUCGGAGCCCUGGAGUCUGGAAAAAAUAAUGGCUUGUAUGAAAGCAGCAGCAGCGGCGAGGAGGAGGAGGAUACCGAGGAGGAUGCGGGACCGACUCUCCCCGAAAGUGACUUAGAGAGUGACACGGAGGACGAGGGGCCGCAGGAGGAUGUGGAAGAGGACGAGAGCAAGCUGGGAACACACAGUGAGGAAGAGGAUGUGAAAGAGGAGAAGCAAAAGAAAGCAGAAGAGGGGGGAGCCACGCGGCAAAGGGACAAAAAGAGAGUCCGCUUUGUAGAAGAAAAGAGCGAACCAUCCUCCUCCGAGGACUCUGACACAGCAGAGCAGCAGAGUUUUUGUGAAAAUGAAGGAAAGUACAUCCCACCUCACGUGAGGCAAGCUGAAGAGACAGCGAGUGGUCAGAAAAAAGAGGGACUGGAAAGACUAAAGAAACACGUCAAAGGUCUCAUUAACAGGUUGAGUGAACCGAGCAUAGCCUCCAUAAGUGGGCAGCUGGAGGAGCUGUACAUGGCCCACAGCAGGAAGGACAUGAACGACACUCUGACGGACAUCCUCAUGAGUGCCUGUGCUCCAGACACCGCCAUGCCCAGCAGGCUGAUGAUGGAGCAUGUGCUCCUGCUCAGUGUUCUUCACCACACAGUUGGGGUGGAGGUCGGUGCUCACUUCUUGGAGGCCGUGGUGAGGAGGUUUGACACCAUCUAUAAGAAUGGAGGAGGAGGGAAAGAGUGUGAGAACCUGCUUACCAUCAUUGCCCAUUUGUAUAACUUCCACGUGGUACAAGCUCGCCUUGUCUUUGACAUUUUGAAAAAACUUAUUGGAACUUUCACAGAAAAAGAUAUUGAGCUGACCCUGUUGAUGCUGAAAAACGUGGGCUUCUCAUUGAGGAAAGAUGAUGCGUUGUCACUUAAGGAACUGAUCAUGGAGGCCCAGGCCAAAGCCAGCGAGGCGGGUGGCAAGUUCCAGGACCAGACCAGGGUUCGGUUCAUGUUAGAGACCAUGUUGGCGCUGAAGAACAAUGACAUGCGUAAAAUUCCAGGCUAUGACCCUGAACCAAUGGAGAAACUCAGGAAGUUACAGAGAGCUUUGGUACGCAGUGCUGGCUCGGGUACUGAAACUCAGCUCCGCAUCUCCUGGGACAGUGUCCUGAACGCCCAGCAGACCGGGCGCUGGUGGAUCGUGGGGUCCGCGUGGAGUGGGGCCCCUAUGAUUGACAACAGCCAGCAGAAGACACUGGAGAAGCACCCCUCGGAGACGGUUAGUAAGAAGAUAUUAGAACUCGCCCGAAAGCAGAGAAUGAACACCGAUGUCAGGAGAAACAUAUUCUGUACAAUAAUGACUAGUGAAGAUUUUUUGGACGCAUUUGAGAAGCUCCUGAAGCUUGGGCUGAAGGACCAACAGGAGAGGGAGAUCGUUCAUGUUCUCAUGGAUUGCUGCCUUCAGGAGAAAACCUACAACCCUUUCUAUGCGUUGCUGGCUGGCAAGUUCUGUGACUACCAGAGGAAGUUCCAGAUGACUGUCCAGUUCAGCAUAUGGGAUAAAUUUCGGGACUUAGAAAAUUUGCCAGCCACUAAUUUCUCUAAUUUGAUUCACUUGGUAGCCUACUUGUUGAAGACAAAAUCACUUCCACUUUCUAUUUUAAAGGUAGUUGAAUUCAGUGAAUUGGAUAAACCCAGAGUCCACUUUUUACGAAAAGUAUUACAUAUUCUGUUAAUGGAAACAGAAGUUGAAGACCUUGGUUCAAUUUUUGCAAGAGUGUCUGACAACCCGAAGCUAGGCUUGUUGAGAGAAGGUCUGAAGCUUUUCAUCAGCCACUUCCUGCUGAAGAGUGUGCAAGUGCACACAAGGGCAGAGGAGGCCAGUGUGCUGAGGGAGAGGGCUGACCUCGCAACAAAGUCUUUGCAAGGCAAAGCUUCCCUGAGAAUGUAGUCUGGAAAAGGAGAAGAAGGGCGUGGUCAUUUGUCUGCAAAUGUCCUUUCUAAACCCAAAAGGCUUGUUACUCUGCUGACCAUGUGCAAAAGCUUGGUUGAGCUAUAUAUGCUACAGUCUUGUAUUUAAGAUACAGUGUUUGAGAUCAUUUUUUAAUUCGAGGUUAUAUUGUGUUUAUGUUUUAAACGAUUUUCACAUAUCUGUAUAUGGAAUGGGGUGAGGAGAAGGCAAGGGGGAAGGACAGGCAGACACGGGACACAUUCUCUUAAGUAAUGAGACUGGGUGGGAUGCGAUCGUUGUAGUCUUCCAUAGACAGACGGUCCACUAGAGGGUGCAGUUAUGUAGAAAUUGAUGCGGUUUUUAUCUUUUGUGUGUAUUGGUUAAAAGUUCCAAAACCGUGAGUUAAAUGUGAUACCUGAUAUUGGGAAGUACUGGGAAUGCAAGUAUGUUUGAAAAGUCAGCGGUUGACUUAAGCCUUGCAGGUACCGGUACAGCCUGGUAUGUCCGGGAGCUUCCCAGCAGCACUUGCCUCUCAAGGACACUGCCCCUGUCUGUGUCCAUCGCCUACACUCAUCAACUCCAGGUUGUAAAGCACUUUACUAAACAACUUUGAAGUCCCUGGAUAGAUACAGGACACGUAAUGGGUGUGCCUCUGAGCUGGGUUCUAGGAGGAGUAAAUGUGAAUAACACAAUUGCCGCCUGCCAGGAAUGAACGUUCAUCUAGUGGAAGACACACCCCGCUGAGUACAGUAAACUGGCAGAUUCUCUGAAGGAAGUAAGUCCUAGAUUGACAAACAUCUGUUGCUUCCCCGGCUCUUAGAAUUUGCUUCUCUGUCUUAAA